GCGGGCGGGCGUUUGUUCCAAGCAAGCAAGCUCUCUGUCUCUCUUUCAAUACGCUCGCACGCGACACCACAUAUGAACUUCCAAAAUGCAAUCCUCUCUCUCUAGCAAGCGAGUCACAUUCUCUCUCUAGUCUCUCCAAAGCGAGUCAUCAUCAUCUCUCUCCCUCAAGCCUCAACCCACCGUCGACGAAUCAGCUCAUUCCUUUUAAUUCCUUCUGACGACGUUAACCUACGACUACGAGAGUGAGAGAGAAAGGGGCUUCUCCUAGGAUACGGACUGUCGCCUCCCGUAACCAGUUCCUCCUUAAUGGAAGGUCUGGCCCACGGCCAGAUCUGAAUUCUCAUGAUUUGAUCCGCUCUUUAUUGAUGCACUGAGUGCUAACCAUGGGUUUGCUUUUCUCGAGAUUGUUUUCGUCCCUGUUUGGAAACAAAGAAGCUAGGAUUUUGGUAUUGGGUCUUGAUAAUGCAGGGAAAACCACAAUUCUCUAUCGGCUUCAAAUGGGGGAAGUGGUUUCAACUAUUCCAACAAUUGGGUUUAAUGUGGAGACUGUUCAGUACAACAAUAUCAAGUUUCAAGUAUGGGAUCUAGGUGGUCAGACGAGCAUCAGGCCAUACUGGAGAUGUUAUUUUCCGAACACGCAAGCAAUCAUUUAUGUUGUUGAUUCGAGUGACACUGACAGAUUAGCGAUAGCCAAAGAUGAAUUUCAUGCCAUCUUGGAGGAGGAAGAGCUUAAAGGUGCCAUUGUCCUCAUUUAUGCAAACAAGCAGGAUCUCCCUGGUGCUUUGGAUGAUGCUGCGAUAACCGAGGACUUGGAAUUGCAUAAAAUCAAGAGCCGUCAAUGGGCUAUUUUCAAGACUUCAGCAAUCAAAGGUGAAGGACUCUUUGAAGGUUUGGAUUGGUUGAGUAAUACACUUAAAUCUGGAGGUGGGUAAAGAUAUGGAGGAUGGAAGCAGAAUUUGUGUUUUGUGCGAAAUUCAGGAGUUGAAAAGAGAUGAGCUUGUCUGCUCGGAACAUCAAGAUGAGCAUUCUUGUCGGGGUUAAUUAUCGGGUUUUGGUCUUUCUUGUUAUAAUUAGAAAUUCUGAGAUAUAUCAGACUCUCUUUACGUGUAAAAUAGUAAGACAACUACAAGGAAAUGUGGGGGUUAUGCAAUUGGGACUUUUUUGGGCUGCUUUUUUUUAAUGUCGACUUGCAUUGGAUUUCUUGUUUCUAAAUCACAAACUAAGUGUGUUUUUUUAAGAUUGGGACGGCUUAUUUGAUCUGUUGAUAUUUGAAUGUAUCAAUGACAUUA
Amborella trichopoda is the source of this 1289-nucleotide messenger RNA. It is a transcript of the gene ARF3, whose product is annotated as ADP-ribosylation factor 3. The record is from RefSeq and is a predicted model, not a curated record. Lineage: Eukaryota; Viridiplantae; Streptophyta; Magnoliopsida; Amborellales; Amborellaceae. Gene Ontology annotation, molecular function: GTP binding; GTPase activity.